AUGAGCAUCUGGACGCCACCCACACUCCUGGAGCUGGCAGCAAAGCGCCUGCUGAGGGACCAGGCCUCGGCCAUCUCAGCUCUGGAGUACCUGCCCGUUGAGCUCUUCCCAUACCUGUUCGUCAUGGCCUACCGUGGUGGAUGCCGCCCCCAGCUACUGAAGGCAUUGGCCCAAGCCUGGCCCUUCACUGUCCUCCCUCUGGGGGUCCUGAUGCGGCGUCCCCCUGAUCAUGCCCCAACCAGGGCCGCGGGCUUAAAAGCCGUGUUUGAUGCGCUUGAUGUUCUGCUUGCCCAGGAGGUUCGGCCCAGGAGGUGCAAACUACAGGUGCUGGAUUUAAGGAACAUGGGUGCCAACUUCUGGGAUAUGUGGCUUGGAGUCAGCACCGGGAAUUGCUCACCGACAGGACCAGUGACUGCGCACAGCUCCGGCCCCAACAUGGAGCAUCCCCUGGCUCCCUUGGAGGUGUUCCUAGACCUUAACUUCAACGAAAAGGACCGGGAUAAGUUUUUCAUGCACAUCAUCCAAUGGGCCCAGCAGAGGGAGGGGUUGCUACACCUGUGCUGCAAGGCGCUGAGGAUUUCUGAGGUGCCCUUCCAGAGAGUCAGGAGGGUCCUGGAUAGGGUGAAGCUGGACUGCAUCCAGGAGGUGAGCGUGCACUGCACCUGGGACCUGCCCACCCUGCGGGCAUUUGCUCUCUACCUGGGUCAGAUGAGUAACCUGCAGAAACUCCUUCUCCUGGGAGAGCUGGCUGAGGACGGCCGCCUGGACCAGAUGCUCAGGUGCCUGCAGACCCCCUUGGACAAGCUCUGCCUAACAUAUUGCCAGCAGCUGACGCAUUCAGACCUGACACACCUGUUCCAGUGCCCGAACCUCAAGCAGCUGAAGAUCCUAUAUCUAUAUGGCCUCAGCCUUGCGGGUCUCAGUGAGCCACUCCGAGCUCUGCUGGAGGCAGUGGCACCCACCCUCCAGGACCUGGGUCUGGAUAAAUGUGGGAUGGCGGACUCCCAAGUCGAGGCCAUCCUGCCUGCCCUGAGCCGCUGCCACCAGCUCAGGGAGUUCUCCAUCUGUGUGAACAACUUCCCCGUGUCCACCGUGGAGAAGCUGCUGCGCCGCACAGCCGGGCUGCGCAGUUUAGAGCUCGAGCUGUACCCCGUCCCCCUGGAGUGUUACAGGACCCAAGGGACUGUCAACCAGGAGAGACUUGCCCUGAUCCGGGCUGAGCUCACGGGGGUACUGAGGGAGUUAGGACAGCCCAGGACCAUCCAUCUUGUCACCAAGCAUCUUAGACAUAGGAAGUUUUAUAAGCUGGCAUUUUCAUGA
Molecule: messenger RNA, 1320 nt
Organism: Myotis daubentonii (Daubenton's bat)
Lineage: Eukaryota; Metazoa; Chordata; Mammalia; Chiroptera; Vespertilionidae
Product: PRAME family member 8-like
Exons: 2
Coding region: 1-1320 (439 amino acids)
Source: RefSeq, a predicted model, not a curated record